AUGUGCCUCAUCGAGGCUGUUGCAGUGUUUACGAUGCACACACUGGAGUGCGGCAGCAGCACCGGGCAGUGCAUUUAUGUGAGCCCUCCACCUCCUGGCUUACCCUAUAACUUCUGCCUGCAGUUAAUUCUGACAAAUGAAUGUAAAGAGCACAGUUUUGCUCUUCAGGGGAGAAUAAAAGAAGAAAGCUUUGGGCUUGAAGAUGGAGGUGGGAAAGGAUUGGAGAUGGAGGUUGUUCUCUGUGGAAUCCUAUGUAAGGGUUUUAUUUCACUGUCUUCUUUGGGUAUUUUUGGUACAGUGUCCCUGAUUCUUUUUCAAGGGCCGCUAGAAGACGCCAUUGAAGAGGAAGAAGAGGAGUGUCCGUCAGAGGAAACAGACAUCAUCUCAAAGGGGGACUUUCCAUUGGAGGAAAGCUUUUCUACAGAAUUUGGGCCUGAAAAUCUGAGCUGUGAAGAAGUGGAAUACUUUUGUAACAAAGGCGAUGAUGAAGGCGUCCAGGAGACGGCAGAGUCAGAUGGGGACACACAAUCAGAGAAACCCGGGCAACCUGGAGUUGACACAGAUGACUGGGAUGGACCAGGAGAGCUGGAGGUUUUUCAGAAAGAUGGGGAACGAAAAAUUCAGAGUCGGCAGCAACUUCCUGUGGGAACAACCUGGGGGCCAUUCGCUGGGAAGAUGGACUUGAACAAUAAUUCACUGAAGACAAAGGCUCAGGUCCCAAUGGUGCUGACUGCUGGUCCCAAGUGGCUACUGGAUGUGACUUGGCAAGGAGUUGAAGACAACAAAAACAACUGCAUUGUGUACAGCAAAGGCGGUCAGCUUUGGUGCACAACUACGAAGGCCAUCUCUGAGGGUGAAGAGCUAAUUGCGUUUGUGGUGGAUUUUGACUCAAGGCUACAAGCUGCCAGUCAGAUGACUCUUACAGAAGGGAUGUACCCUGCACGCCUGCUGGACUCAAUUCAGCUGCUUCCUCAGCAAGCUGCCAUGGCUUCUAUUUUGCCUACAGCUAUUGUCAAUAGCACCAAGACCUUCUCAAACGCUCGAGCUCUGGAAGUGCACCUGAAUUCACACAGUGGAGUGAAAAUGGAAGAAUUCCUCCCCCCUGGUGCUAGUCUAAAAUGCACCGUCUGUAGCUACACUGCUGAUUCUGUGAUCAACUUUCACCAACACCUGUUCUCCCAUCUCACUCAAGCUGCCUUCCGAUGCAAUCACUGCCACUUCGGCUUCCAGACACAGAGGGAGUUAUUGCAGCACCAGGAGCUCCAUGUCCCCGGAAGCAAACUUCCCAGAGAAAGUGACAUGGAGCCCUCUCCAACUGGAACUGAAGAUAGCUUACAGCCAGCCACAGACUUGUUGACCAGAAGUGAACUCCCCCAGAGCCAAAAGGCCAUGCAGACUAAAGAUGCAAGCUCUGACACAGAGCUGGACAAGUGUGAGAAAAAGACUCAGAUCUUUCUCACUAACCAGAGACCAGACAUACAGCCUACAAUUAAUAAGCAAAGCUUUUCUUACACGAAAAUCAAAUCUGAGCCCUCUAGUCCAAGACUUGCCUCAUCUCCAGUCCAGCCUAAUAUUGGACCUUCUUUCCCUGUGGGUCCUUUUCUCUCUCAGUUUGCUUUUCCCCAAGAUAUCACAAUGGUCCCUCAAGCUUCAGAGAUCUUAGCCAAGAUGUCGGAGCUCGUACAUCGGCGACUGAGGCAUGGAAGCAGUAGCUACCCUCCUGUGAUUUACAGCCCCCUGAUGCCCAAGGGGGCUACUUGUUUUGAGUGUAACAUAACAUUCAAUAAUUUGGAUAAUUAUCUAGUGCACAAAAAACAUUACUGCAGCAGCCGAUGGCAGCAGAUGGCCAAGUCCCCAGAGUUCCCCAGUGUUUCAGAAAAGAUGCCUGAGGCUGUGAGUCCCAACACUGGCCAAACCUCCAUCAACCUUCUCAACCCAGCUGCUCAUUCUGCUGAUCCUGAGAACCCACUUCUUCAAACAUCAUGCAUCAAUUCUUCCACCGUUUUAGAUCUAAUGGGGCCAAAUGGGAAGGGCCACGACAAGGACUUUUCCACUCAAGCUAAGAAGCUUUCCACCUCCAGUAGCAAUGAUGACAAAAUUAAUGGAAAACCUGUUGAUGUGAAAAAUCCCAGUGUCCCCUUAGUGGAUGGGGAAAGUGACCCAAAUAAGACUACCUGUGAAGCUUGCAACAUUACCUUCAGCCGGCACGAAACAUACAUGGUCCACAAACAGUAUUAUUGUGCUACACGCCACGACCCUCCGCUCAAGAGGUCUGCUUCCAACAAAGUGCCUGCCAUGCAGAGAACCAUGCGCACGCGCAAGAGAAGGAAGAUGUAUGAGAUAUGCCUACCUGAACAGGAACAACGGCCUCCCCUAGUUCAGCAGCGAUUUCUUGAUGUAGCCAACCUCAGCAAUCCUUGUACCUCCACUCAAGAACCCACUGAAGGGCUAGGAGAGUGCUACCACCCAAGAUGUGAUAUCUUCCCAGGCAUUGUCUCCAAGCACUUGGAAACAUCUCUGACCAUCAACAAAUGUGUUCCGGUUUCCAAAUGUGACACUACUCAUUCCAGUGUUUCCUGCCUAGAGAUGGACGUGCCCAUAGAUCUCAGCAAAAAGUGUUUAUCCCAGUCUGAGCGGACGACCACAUCUCCCAAAAGGCUGCUGGACUACCACGAGUGCACUGUGUGCAAGAUCAGUUUCAAUAAGGUAGAAAACUACCUGGCCCACAAGCAGAAUUUCUGCCCGGUCACUGCCCAUCAGCGUAAUGACCUGGGUCAACUUGACAGCAAAGUGUUUCCAAAUCCAGAAAGUGAACGAAACAGCCCUGACAUCAGCUAUGAAAGAAGCAUAAUAAAAUGUGAGAAAAAUGGGAAUCUGAAGCAGCCUUCCCCCAACGGAAACUUAUUUUCAUCCCACUUAGCCACCCUGCAAGGCCUGAAAGUCUUCAGUGAAGCCGCUCAGCUCAUUGCUACGAAAGAAGAAAACAAACAUUUAUUUCUUCCCCAAUGCCUUUACCCUGGAGCAAUAAAGAAGGCCAAAGGAGCUGACCAGCUUUCUCCGUAUUAUGGCAUAAAGACAAGUGAUUAUAUUUCUGGUUCUCUUGUCAUCCAUAACGCUGACAUAGAGCAAAGCACCAAUGCGGAAAACGAAUCUCCAAAAGGCCAGGCUUCCUCAAAUGGGUGUGCUGUGACGAAGAAAGAUUCCCUGCCUUUGUUGCCCAAAAACAGAGGCAUGGUAAUAGUUAAUGGUGGACUGAAGCAAGAUGAGAGACCUGCCACCAACCCACAGCAAGAGAACAUUUCCCAGAAUCCUCAGCAUGAAGAUGGCCACAAAUCUCCCUCUUGGAUCGCUGAGAACCCAUUAGCUACCAAUGAAAACGUCUCACCAGGAAUUCCCUCUGCAGAGGAACAGUUGUCUAGUAUAGCAAAAGGUGUAAAUGGCUCCACCCAGGCUCCAACAAGUGGGAAAUAUUGCCGGCUGUGUGAUAUCCAGUUCAACAACCUCUCAAACUUUAUAACUCACAAGAAGUUUUAUUGCUCAUCACAUGCAGCGGAACACGUCAAAUGAGAUAUCUAAAUAAAUACACAUCAGUCACCUUUGGUACCAGUGUUUAGUAUGUUGUUCUACCCGGUCCAGAAAAAAACAACAAAAACAAAAACAAAAGCUGUUUGAAUUACAUCUGGGCAAUCAGGAGAUAAUUCAUCAUGGCUGAGUUGAAGACUUAAGGUGUAAUUUCAUUACAGUCCAUUAGUAAAGUGUAUUAUUGGUGCCAUUUUCAAAAAAAAAUUAAUUUAUUUUACCAGCAGUAUUCAUAGCUGUGGUUAUGUUAUUUUUUAUUUAAAAACUUUAUAUUAAAGUCAUUUGUAAUGUUAUUGUAUAGUUAUUGUGUAGCACAUAUGGUUUGCACUGUAUAGUAGCUUUUAAAGAAAAUAGUCACAAACAAUACAGAAAAGCAUUUUAGAAAUAGCUUCAAAAGCACUUGUGUAUCUUGAUUUCUUCUUAUAUGCUGUUGCAGAUAUAUGUAUAUGCUAAAAUAUAACUUGCAAAGAUGUUCUAAAUAUACGUGCUAUAAGUUCGCCUUAAGAUUUCAAUUCUUGGAUAAUCAGGCUCUGUUUGCACUUUAUAUUUUAGCAGAUACAGUCUCUUAGUCACUAGGCUUUGCAUCUGUAUGUAGCCGUAUGUUUCUGUCCAUUUUCUUAAUCUUAAACAUGUAUGUUAAAUGAAGAUGGCAACUUUUUUCUUGUAUAGUACUUGUAUUUUCUUUCGCUGAUGCAGCUCUGUCUCAAUUUUUAAACCUUUGCUGUUAAAUGCAAUACUUUAUAAAGAAUGAACAAAAUUACUGGAAGCAGUAUUGUAAGUAAUGAGGUAGUAUUAAUCAGUUUUAUCUUUUGAAAGGCACAGUCUAAAUCAAAAUCCUAAACUCAAUGCUGCAAGUAUGAAUUUAAUUCAUAUAUAAGAUCUAUUUAAAUAUAAGAGUAGCAAUACUGCACCUGGUGAUCACAAAGAUAAUGUUCUACUUCUGAUAGAAAUAAUUUCUCAACAAAUGUUGUUACUAUGCAUGUAUAUGGAUGGAAUAAAAUUCCAGAUUGUUGGAGAA
Molecule: messenger RNA, 4597 nt
Organism: Hipposideros armiger (great roundleaf bat)
Lineage: Eukaryota; Metazoa; Chordata; Mammalia; Chiroptera; Hipposideridae
Gene: ZFPM2
Product: zinc finger protein, FOG family member 2
Exons: 9
Coding region: 1-3567 (1188 amino acids)
Biological process (GO): negative regulation of transcription by RNA polymerase II; heart development; cell differentiation
Cellular component (GO): nucleus
Molecular function (GO): RNA polymerase II-specific DNA-binding transcription factor binding
Source: RefSeq, a predicted model, not a curated record